UAUAUCCCUGUGUUAGGUCUGUAUAGUGCCUAAAGUAUAGUUAAUGACCCAAAGUGGAUUCUCCUGUUGCUCUCAGGAUUAAACUCUACAUACAGCUUCCAUUUACAGCCCAUCUGUAACUAUAUCAAUCAGGUUAAGAUAUGUUAUGCUCUUGUACCAAAUUAAUCCUGGAAACUCAGUGUGGUCCAAAUACAACAUAGAUUCAUUUCUCACCUCUAGUGUAUUCCAGUGUAUUCUCCACAUUCCCUCCAAUUCCAGACUGGUGGUGGUACUACUAUUUUAUAAUGGUGUCAUGCAUAAUAUGUCACUGGAAGAGAAGAGUUGUCUACUGGUAAUUUAAUUUGAUCCAGAAGAGACACAUAGUUCACAGUCUCAUCUAACUACAAAGGGGCUGGGGAAAUGUGAUCUUAAAUAUGAUCAAGAAAUAGAAGCAAGUUGGAUAUUGCUAAACACUAUCAUACGAUCAAUCACUUUGACCUCUCUGGUUCUUAUCAGGUUCUCAAAGCAUCCUUGCUGUAGUGUUUGUUCAAUAACUUGAUCAGAGAAUGCAAACGUGAGUGCUGUGUUCCAAUCUGCCUCAUUGGUCUGUCGUGAGGAUCUUUGACCUUAUGUUAAUGGACAUUAAUAUUCUCAAAUUAUGUGGGAUUUAGAUGUGUUUGGAGACAUUUGUAAAAUCUAAGCAUUAGAGAAAAGUGAGAUCUAUGUUUUGAUUUUUAAUAUCUUGGAUGGUAAAUAUAGUGAUUAUAAGAUUAUUUAAUUUAUUGUAAUAUCCACCAGUUUUUAUUUCAAUAGGCAUUCUUCCAAAUAAGAUGGAGACUGAAAACCACACAAUGGUGACUGAAUUCAUUAUUUCAGGGUUAACAAAGGAUCCUAUACUUUGUUACAUCCUCUUUGUGGUUUUUCUGGGGAUCUAUGUUGCUACCAUCUUGGGCAAUAUCAGCAUAAUCAUGUCAAUCCAAAGAAGCCCUCAGCUUCACACCCCAAUGUACCUUUUCCUGAGUCAUUUGGCCUUUGUGGACAUUGCAUAUUCCACGUCAGUCACACCUAUUACGAUUGUGAGCUUUCAAGAGAGAACUACUAUCCCUGUCACUGGCUGCACAGCCCAGCUCUGUACUGCAGUUACACUUGGGACAACUGAGUGCUUCCUGCUGGCUGCCAUGGCCUAUGAUCGCUAUGUGGCCAUCUGCUCGCCACUCCUCUACCCUAUACACAUGUCUCCCAAGGUCUGUAUCAUCCUAUUAGUUGCUUCCUAUCUGGGUGGAUGUGUGAAUGCUUCAUCAUUUAUGGGCUGCUUAUUGAGUCUGACUUUCUGUGGACCUAAUAAAAUCGACCAUUUCUUCUGUGACCUUCUACCCCUAAUGAAGCUUUCUUGUACCCAUAUUUAUGUUGCUGAAAUAUCUCCUGCCAUCUCAGCUGGGUCAGUCGUUGUACUCACACUGUUUAUCAUAGUCGUUUCAUACCUAUACAUCCUCCACUCGAUCCUGAAGAUGCGCUCUACUGAAGGAAGACACAAGGCCUUCUCUACGUGCACUUCCCACCUUACUGCAGUCACUUUGUUUUAUGGGACUGUCACUUUUGUUUAUGUCAUACCAAAGUCGAGCUGCUCACCUGACCAUAUUAAAGUGGUAUCUGUGUUCUACACAGUAGUGAUCCCCAUGUUGAACCCUCUUAUCUACACCCUGAGGAACAAAGAGGUGAAAGAGGCCAUGAGAAAAUGGAUGUUGAGAACACGUUGGUCGUGUUGAAAGAAAUUCAGUGUGAUUCCAGAAACUGCAAAAUGAUAGUGUUUUGGGUACAUGCGAUGGAUGUUUAUGUUGUCCACUAGCCUUAUCCUUUUAUGUGAAGAACUAUCUCGAAAAUAAAGUACCAGUGUGUUAAUUAAUGACAACUUUUAUUUAUAAUUUUCUAGUCACCAAAUAUAUCACUUUUAUGAAAAUCUAUUGGUCUUAAAUUAGAUAUAAAUAGUUUAGGGUUAAGAUACCUAGAUAAUAUAGUUUCACUUUUUCUCUCCUUUGUUCAUUAUUUAGGAAGUCUAUGAUUAAAGGGUGUUUCUUUUUUUUCUUUAAGUUAAAUAUUUUUGAAUGUCUUGUAUGUUAGUCUCUUAGAAAGCAUCAUGUCCUAAAUGGAAAUGCAACUGAUGGUGUUCAACAGUCCAGGUCACUUUCUCUGGAGGCCUUGGCCCCUCUUAUACAGGGUUAUCAUAAUCUUUGGAUAGUGAUCCCACAAUGUUGCCACGGAAGACUCAAUCCAGGUCACAGUGAAGGAACUCUCAAGGCUUAGCUUGAAAGUUAUUUAAAAAAAUCUACCUUAAACAUUCUUAUCACACAUGAAAAAUUAUAAUUAUCGGAGGGAAUGGAGGUGUUAACUAACUAUAUUGUAAUCAUUUUACUCUCUCUAGUUAUAUACACAUACACAUAUGUAUGCACACACAUACACACACACUAGUUUCUCUUCAGAUUGUAUAAAUCUUUUGCCUUUUACCAUUUUACUACAUAUACAUAUCUAUUAAAUUUGAUGCAUAUAUCUCAAAUUAUCACAUUGUAUGCCGUAAACUUACACAUUUUAUAUGUCAGUAAUAUCUCAAUGAAGAUGGGAAAAGAUAGAAAUAGGAAGCCUGAAUAGACCAAUCACAUAAACCAAUUGAAUCAAUAAUCUUCUCCCAACGCAGAGAAGCCCAAGACAAUUUGGCUUCACAAGUGAAUUCUACCAAACAUUUAAAGAAGAAUUAAUACUAAUUCUUAAAUUCUCCCAAAAACAAUAGAAGAAAAGGUAACAGUUCCAGACUCAUUUUAUGAGUCCAGCAUCACCCUUAUAACAAUGCCAUAUAAAUACACCACAAGAAUCUUCUUCUUAAUGAUUAUCCUAUGUAUCCACUUGGUGACCAUACUGCUUAGCACACACCUUUCCUCUAAGAUUAGAAACAAAGCAGCAAUGCUCAAUCUUGCUACUUCUAUUCACCAUAGUACUGGCCUUAGCCAGAGCAAUUACACAAGAAAAAUACAUAAAAGGUAUCCAAAUCUGAAAGGAAGAGGUACAAUUGUCCCUGAUAGCAUGAUCUUACAUAGAAAAAACUCUAAAGACUCCAUCAAAAAACUGUUUGAAUAAACAAAUUCACAAAAAGUUGCAGGGUACACACCAACAUACAAAAAUCACUUGCAAUUAUACACUAACAACAAACUGUCUCAAAAAAGGAAUGAGGAAACAAUCCCAUUUAUAGUAACAACAAAAAUAAUAAAAUAUCUAAGAAUAAACUUAAUUAAGGAGGUGGAAGACUUGUGAAACAUUUCAAAGUAUUGAAAAAAGAAAUGAACAAGACUCAAAUGAAGGUAAAAAACAUCCUGUGUUUUUGGGAUUGGAAGACUUGCUUUUGUUAUAAAUAUCCAUACUACCCUAAGCAGAGUCAAUUGCAUUCCUAUCAAAAUCCCAUCAGAAGUUUUAUAGGAAAUAGAACAAUUUUAAAAUUUAUUUGGAACCCACAAGAACUCCAUUGCAAAAUAAUCUUGAGAAAGAAGGACAAAGCUGUAAGGCAUUACACUUCCCAAUUCCAAAUAUAUUACAAAACCACCAUAAUUAAACAGUAUAGUACUAGGACAAAGGCAGACAUACAGACCAAUGAACAGAAUAGCACAAUUUACAAUAGCCAAGUG
Molecule: messenger RNA, 3647 nt
Organism: Phyllostomus discolor (pale spear-nosed bat)
Lineage: Eukaryota; Metazoa; Chordata; Mammalia; Chiroptera; Phyllostomidae
Product: olfactory receptor 481-like
Biological process (GO): G protein-coupled receptor signaling pathway; sensory perception of smell
Cellular component (GO): membrane
Molecular function (GO): odorant binding; G protein-coupled receptor activity; olfactory receptor activity
Source: RefSeq, a predicted model, not a curated record